CCUCGCUGCAUCAGGAUGUCGGUGCCGGAGCCCGCCGGCGGCGAGGAGAAGCAGGCCAAGGAGGUGGAGGACGCUGAGAAAUAUUCCUUCAUGGCCACCGUCACUAAGGCCCCCAAGAAGCAAAUCCAGUUUGCAGAUGACAUGCAGGAGUUCACCAAAUUCCCGACCAAGACGGGCCGUCGGUCCCUGUCCCGCUCCAUCUCCCAGUCUUCCACCGACAGCUACAGCUCCGCUGCCUCGUACACAGACAGCUCUGAUGAUGAGGUGUCCCCUCGAGAGAAACAACAAACCAACUCCAAGGGCAGCAGCAAUUUCUGUGUGAAGAACAUCAAACAGGCAGAGUUUGGGCGCCGGGAGAUCGAGAUCGCUGAGCAAGACAUGUCUGCUCUGAUUUCGCUCAGGAAACGAGCCCAGGGGGAGAAGCCUUUGGCUGGAGCUAAGAUCGUGGGCUGUACCCACAUCACAGCACAGACUGCAGUGCUGAUCGAGACUCUGUGUGCCCUGGGGGCGCAGUGCCGCUGGUCCGCCUGCAACAUCUACUCCACCCAGAACGAAGUGGCCGCCGCCCUGGCAGAGGCUGGUGUUGCUGUGUUUGCCUGGAAAGGGGAGUCAGAAGAUGAUUUCUGGUGGUGCAUUGACCGCUGUGUCAACGUAGAUGGCUGGCAGGCCAACAUGAUCCUGGAUGAUGGUGGGGACCUGACCCACUGGGUUUAUAAGAAAUACCCCAGCGUGUUCAAGAAGAUCCGAGGGAUCGUGGAGGAGAGCGUGACCGGUGUGCACAGGCUGUACCAGCUCUCCAAGGCUGGGAAGCUCUGUGUCCCAGCCAUGAAUGUGAAUGACUCUGUCACCAAGCAGAAGUUCGAUAACCUGUAUUGCUGCCGGGAAUCCAUCCUGGAUGGCCUGAAGAGGACCACGGAUGUGAUGUUUGGAGGGAAGCAAGUGGUGGUUUGUGGUUAUGGGGAGGUGGGGAAGGGAUGCUGUGCUGCCCUGAAGGCCCUGGGAGCCAUUGUGUACGUCACAGAGAUCGACCCCAUCUGUGCUCUCCAGGCCUGCAUGGAUGGAUUUCGGGUGGUGAAGCUGAGUGAAGUAAUCCGUCAGGUGGAUGUCGUCAUCACCUGCACAGGGAACAAGAAUGUGGUGACCAGGGAGCACCUGGACCGGAUGAAGAACAGCUGCAUCGUGUGCAACAUGGGCCACUCCAACACUGAGAUUGACGUGACCAGCCUGCGGAUGCCGGAGCUGACCUGGGAGCGGGUCCGUUCCCAAGUGGACCACGUCAUCUGGCCGGAUGGGAAACGGGUGGUGCUGCUGGCUGAGGGCCGUCUGCUCAACCUAAGCUGCUCCACGGUCCCCACCUUCGUUCUCUCCAUCACGGCCACCACACAGGCUCUGGCUCUGAUUGAGCUCUACAAUGCUCCUGAGGGCCGGUACAAGCAGGAUGUUUACCUGCUGCCCAAGAAGAUGGAUGAGUACGUGGCCAGUUUGCACCUGCCCUCGUUCGACGCCCACCUGACGGAGCUGACAGACGAUCAGGCCAAAUACCUGGGACUCAACAAAAAUGGGCCUUUCAAACCCAACUACUACAGAUACUGACGGGACCAUUUCCAUGAAGGACCAGACCACACAAGGCAACAUUUGAGAGAUUAUUUUUAAAGAUCAUUUUUAUUUCGGUUUACCUUUU
Messenger RNA from Sturnus vulgaris (Common starling), 1681 nucleotides. It is a transcript of the gene AHCYL1, whose product is annotated as adenosylhomocysteinase like 1. Gene Ontology annotation, biological process: L-methionine cycle. Lineage: Eukaryota; Metazoa; Chordata; Aves; Passeriformes; Sturnidae. The record is from RefSeq and is a predicted model, not a curated record. Gene Ontology annotation, cellular component: cytosol.